AUGUCCAAUCACUACCCACCCCCCACACACAACACAACCCCCCCAUCUCCCAAACCCACCACUACGCGACCCCACUACAAUCAACCACUACAGCCAACAACACAUAAAACACGCAGAGAAUGGGGGGUGGGGGGGGGGGGGGGGGGGGGGCAAGGAGGAGAGCACGGUCAGCCGAUUGGUGGGGGGGGGGGGGGGGGGGGGGGGGGGGGGGGUGAUUGCCGGAAUGGGUGGGGGGGGGGGGGGGGGGGGGGGGGGGGGGGGGGGGGGGUGUUUGGUUGUAUGUUGUGA
Molecule: messenger RNA, 288 nt
Organism: Dicrocoelium dendriticum
Lineage: Eukaryota; Metazoa; Platyhelminthes; Trematoda; Plagiorchiida; Dicrocoeliidae
Source: the annotation of a GenBank genome assembly